AUGAGCGACGCGGUGCUGCAGGAGAACGGCAUGGCGCGGCCCCCCAUGUCGGAUCGCGAGAUGCACGUGAUCGCGUCCGUCGAGGAGUGGAACAAGGGCCUCCCGGCGUCCGCCUUGUCGCAUAAAUAUGCGCUCAUUGGCCGCUCGCCGGUUUCCUUCUUCCAAGGAACCAAUCACCUCUUCUGGGCUGACCUAAGCGGCGACGAGCGCCUGACGCGUUUCGGCAACAGUCGCACGGUGACAUGGAUCGUCGGCGACUGCUCUACGUCGUCGUUCACCGCGUCGGGCAGCGACAGCGAGGGCCCCAUGUACGGACUGUCGCUCACCGACGAAUCCGUGAUCGCAGACUACCAGCUUGAGGAGGAGGAUGCAGAGAUAAGGAAGCUGAAAUACCUUAUACUCCAUCCCAUUCUCUCCCUCCCCAUCCUUUCCCCCCUUCCAACCUCCUCUGUCUCUGCGCCCAGGUGCAUGGAGGAGGGCGGGCGGUGGGCGUUCCAGGAGCACCCCAGGAAGCUGCAGGCGUGCCCCAAGUGCGUGGAGGAGGGCGGGCGGUGGGCGUUCCAGGAGCACCCCGGGAAGCUGCAGGCGUGCCCCAAGUUUGAGGAGGACGCCGUGGUGGCGGCGCUCGCCUCGUAUGCCGAUGGAGUCAACGUCAAGGGGCUUGCUCGCAGCAUGCACGCUGACCCAGCCUCCUGUGGCGUGUCGCGAUACAUGGCGCUGACUGAAACGAGCAGCGGGGAGUUACAUGUGCUGGACGUGCGCAUGCAGCAGCGCCCCACCGCCUACCACUUCAUGAACCCUGAUGAGCGCCGCGCGUACCGCCACCGCUUCCCCCACGAGACGGACCGGUUCCUGGAGGCCAGCGCUGCUCUGUGCUCGUCACAUGACAGCAGCAGCAUUGGAUGGAUGGAGCUGCAGGAGGGUGUGCACCCGAGUGCUGCCGGGCGGUACUCAGUGAGAGACGUGUCGCCUUAUGAGGAGGAGUACCCAGCCGCUGUGUCUGCAGAUGUCAAGUCGAAACUCAAGGGGUUUGCUCUCACCACUCAGGCUGAUCUACGCAGUGCUCUUUCCAUCCACGGUCCACCCCCCCUUCCAACCAAACUACAGGAGGGGUUAGUGGAGCUUGCAGAGGACUGGGCGCGCAUACUAGCAUCACAGCAUGCUGUUGCUGCUAGUCUGCUAGAUCCUGACCCACCGGUAGAUCAACGGCCAGCAUUGUGCCAGGAGCUUGCACUUCUGUCUAAGGCAGCGGCUAAGAACGAGUUUGAGGAGCUUGUGUGGGAGGUGGCGUUGAGUUACUCGCGACAAGUGGAGUAUGACUGGCGCCAUAAACCGGGAUUGGACGUAUGGCGAUUGGAGCAGGGCAAGGUGGUUCCUGUUCCCAAGGCCGAACAUGGCAAGUUCUACACCCGAGACAUCUACAUUGUGCUCAAGACCUCGGGAUUCAAAGCACGCCGUGCACUACUGGCUGGGCAAGAGGGCCUCACCAGAGGAAGCGUCUUCCUGUCUCUCACGUGUCUCACACGUCUUUCAUCCUCUGCUUAUCCUCCCUUCCCUCAUUUGUCUCUCCCUCAGACCUCGGGUUCCAAAGCGGCAGGCGGCGUGACCCACGCCGUGCACUACUGGCUGGGCAAGGGAGCCACACCAGAGGACGCGUCUCGGGCAGCGCUCAAGGCGCUGGACCUAGAUAUUGCCGUGGGCGGCAAGUCAACGCAGCACCGCGAGCAGCAGGGGCACGAGUCGCCGCUGUUCCUGUCCUACUUCCGCCCCUGUGUCAUUCCAAUUGCGGACGGGCCAACUGGGGAGCCGAGGCUGUACCAGGUCAAGGGGAGACGGUUCCUGCACGUGCGACAGGUCGCUUUUGCGCGCUCCUCCCUGAACCACUCGGACGUGUUUGUGCUGCAAGCGCCCUCCAAGCUCUUCACCCCAAAUUUCCCCGUUGAGUGUGCCUCCACCCCUCAUCCGAUACCCCUCCCUCUGCGUCCCAUCCCACAGGUGCCUUUCGCGCGCUCCUUCCUGAACCACUCAGACGUGUUUGUGCUGCAAGCGCCCUCCAAGCUCUACCAGUUCAACGGUGCCAAUGUCGCCAAGCAGGAGCGCAUUCGAGCCGCCGACGCCACUCUCCUGCUCAAGAGCCAGUCACCUAACGGCAGCAUGCCCGUCGCUGUGAUUGGUAAGCCUGUGCUGCUGUUCAAGGUGAGCUGGUGCGGUUGCAGGUUUGAGGGUUUUGGAUUGACAUAUCCUUCCUGCCCUCCUCACCCCCCCUGUUCCGCCUCCCCACCCCCCCUGUUCCGCCUCCCCAUGCCCCCUGUUCCGCCUCCCCACCCCCCCUUUUUCCGCCUCCCCACCCCCCUUUUUCCGCAUCCCGUCCCCUCGUUUUACAUCGCAGACGAUGGCAAGGUGGACGACGCCAGCUCGAGCGAGUUCUGGGACCUCUUUGGCGGCUUUGCUCCCAUCGCCAAGAAGAGUUGCACGCCCCUCCCCCUGCUUCUCUCCAUGCUCUGCCUCCCUCCUCCCUCCCCUUCCUCUUCCUCUCCUCCAGAUGACGGCAAGGCGGACGAUGCGAGCUCCAGUGAGUUCUGGGACCUCUUUGGCGGCUUUGCGCCCAUCGCCAAGAAGAGUUGCACGCCCCUUCCCCUGCUUCUCCCCGUGCUCUCCCUCCCGCCUCCCUCCCCUUCCUCUCCCUCUCUCCGGCAGAUGACGGCAAGGCGGACGAUGCGAGCUCCAGUGAAUGACGGCAAGGCGGACGAUGCGAGCUCCAGCGAGUUCUGGGACCUCUUUGGCGGCUUUGCUCCCAUCGCCAAGAAGAGUGCGAGUGAGGACGACAUAGAGGCUAAGGCAGUGCCGCCCACGCUCUACCUCGCCAAGAAGAGUGCGAGUGAGGACAAUGUGGAGGCCAAGGCCGUGCCGCCCACGCUCUACCUUGUCAGUGAGGACGAUGUGGAGGCCAAGGCUGUGCCGCCCACGCUCUACCUUCAGUUUUUCCUUCCUGGCAGUGUGAUCUACCACUUGUUCCCCCCUUUCCACCCCGUCACUGCCAGCAGUUUGCAGGAGCAAGCCAAGGCGCCUCUCAAGAAGAGUCGGCUGGAGAGCAGCAAGUGCUACCAUGUUCCUUUGUUUCCCCAACUUUCUCUCCCUUACCCCCCUCCCGCCUUUCUCUCCCUACUCCCUUCCAGCGUCACUUCCAGCGGCCUGCAGGAGCAAGCCAAGGCGCCUCUCAAGAAUAGUCGGCUGGAGAGCAGCAACGUCACCUCCAGCGGUCUGCAAGAGCAAGCCAAGGCGCCUCUCAAGAAGAAUCUGCUUGAGAGCAGCAAGUGCUACCUGCUUGACACGGGCCCGAACCUCUUUGUGUGGUUCGGGAAGCUCAGCACCGUGCCUGACAGGCGGGCGGCCUGUGUGGCUGCAGAGCUCAGCACCGUUCCUGACAGGCGGGCGGCCUGUGUGGCUGCAGAGGUGAGCAGUGUGAGGUGGGAGUGGUGUGAGGAGGAGUGGCGUGAGGAGUGGCGUGAGGAGUGGAGGAGGAGUGGUGUGAGGAGUGGUGUGAGGAGUGGAGGAGUGGCGCAUAUGUCCAGCCGCCCCCCCUCAGUGCUAGUGACACGCAUGAGUGAGCGAGGCGAGACAGCAGCCUUCAAGGCGGCCUUUGCAGAGUGGCCUCUCGCCCCUGUGAUGGGCGGUGGGGAGGGAGGCGCCAGCAAGCUCAAAGGUGAGAGGGGAGGCGGGCUCUUGAGGUGUGGCAAGCAGCUCUGUCUCGUGCCAGAGCUGCUUGCCAAAGCUGCUUGCCUUGCCCCCUGUCUCCAACUGCUUGCCAUGCGCUGGCAGUUGGAUACAAGGCAGUUUUGGGCAGGGGUGGGUGCAGAAGUGGCAGCAGCAGAGGCACUUGUGUGCAUUAGAACCCAACCACGCCUCUCCCCACCCCACCACCUUCCCCCCUCCUUUUUCCAUCUCUCCCCUCCCCCAACAGCCAUGCUGCGGCAGUCAGGCAUGGUGGACAAGGCAGUGGGGAGGGGGCCGCAGGCAGCAGCAGGGGCAGCAGAGCCGCCACCGCCUCCUCUCGCUGAUGUUGCCGGGGAGAUGAAGGUGUGGAGGGUGAACGGCAGCAACAAGACCCUAGUAGCAGCAGAGGACAUGGGGCGGUUCCACAGCGGCGACUGCUACGUUGUGCAAUACACCUUCACGCGCGACCGCAAGUUCGAAUACGUGGUGUUCCUGUGGGUGGGCCGCGACAGCACUCAGGAGGAACGCACGUCUGCUCUUGGUGUUGCUACAAGGACAGUAGACGCACUGAGAGGAAACGCCACUCUGGUGCGGGUGGUGCAGGGGAGGGAACCCGAGCAGUUCGUCUCCUUGUUCAGAACCCAUCUCUUCUUCCUCAAGGGCGGCAGCAGUGCGAGCUACAAGGCGAAGAUCGCCGCCCAGGGCGGCUCCGACGACACAUACGACCCGGCAGGCGUGGCUCUUUUCCGCGUGCGUGCCCGGGGGGCGGCAUCUACUGGCGCGGGUGGUGCAGCGCUGUUCAAAGCGGUUCAGAUGGAUCCAGUGGCCAAGUCGCUGAACUCAGAGGAUUGCUUCUUGCUGCAGACGCCGUCCAGCCCGUUUUUGUGGCUUGGCAAUGGCAGCAGUGCGGCAGACAAGGAUGCUGUGGCAGCUGCGGCCGAGAUUAUCAAGCCCGGCGCGCUGGUGAAGCAAGUGGUGGAGGGAAAGGAGACGUCCGUGUUCUGGCAGCAUCUGGGCAGCAAGGGGGAGUACCCCGCUUCUAAAGAGGCCAGGGAGGCAGCACGGGACGGCAGGCUGUUUCAAGUCACGGGCAGUGGCGACAGCUUCAAGGUGCUGGAGGUGCCGGGGUACAGUCAGGACGAUCUGAUCAGUGAAGACGUGAUGCUGCUGGACUCUCACACGGAGGUGUUUGCAUGGACGGGGGUCAACGUCCCUGACAGGGAGAAGAAGGAAGCACUCAACUAUGCGCUGCGCUACUUGGAUCGAGUGGCAGCAACGGAAGGGCGGUCAAAGGACACCACGGUGGUGCGAGUGGUGGAGGGGUACGAGCCCCCCAUGUUCACGGCGCUCUUCCCCCACUGGGACCAUGCUGCGAGCGCGACCCUAGCAGACCCCUAUGACCGCAAGCUGGCUCUGCUGCAGGGAAAAUCGCUCGAGCUCUCCGAUACGGCCAAGCGUCGGCUCGCAGCACUGACGCACCAAUCCCCAUCCGCCACGUCAUCCUCCUCCACCCCUCGCUCCUCCUCCACGCCCCACUCCCCCUCCGCCAAGCCCACCCUCUCCUCGCUCACCAUCUCCCCCGCGCUCAUCAAGGGGCUGGCGGGCAGGAGGGGGCCCUCCCCCGGCCCUUCCCCUUCAACCCAGCGAGCCGCUGCCAUGGCUGCGCUGACUGGCGCGCUCAAAGGGGAGAAACUGGAGCCUCUCAAGCUCGCCAGGGGAAAUUCUCUCUCAGGCUCGGUGCAUGAAGCGGAUAACGAGGAUGAUGAUAGCGAGGAUGGCGAGGAGGAGGGGAAGAAGGGCGGCGGUGGCAGCAGUGACAGUGCAGCUGCAGCAGGAGGAGGAGCAGGAGGAGCAGGAGGAGCAGGGAAUGGGGAAGCAGCAGUGGAGGGGGUGUGUUAUUCAUUUGACAGGCUGAUCAUUGACAGCAAGAACCCGAUUCGAGGGAUUGACACUACAAGAAGAGAGUCGUACCUGUCAGAGGCGGAUUUCCUCCGCAUAUUUGGGUACGACAAGGGCAAGUUUUAUGCCAUGCCCAAGUGGAAGCAGGACCAGAGAAAGCGCUCUCUCGGGCUCUUCUAG
This is a messenger RNA of Closterium sp. NIES-65, 5793 nucleotides long. Lineage: Eukaryota; Viridiplantae; Streptophyta; Zygnematophyceae; Desmidiales; Closteriaceae. The record is from the annotation of a GenBank genome assembly.